This is a messenger RNA of Acanthaster planci (crown-of-thorns starfish), 8176 nucleotides long. RefSeq lists its product as uncharacterized. Gene Ontology annotation, biological process: regulatory ncRNA-mediated heterochromatin formation. Gene Ontology annotation, molecular function: helicase activity; zinc ion binding. Lineage: Eukaryota; Metazoa; Echinodermata; Asteroidea; Valvatida; Acanthasteridae. The record is from RefSeq and is a predicted model, not a curated record. Gene Ontology annotation, cellular component: nucleus; nuclear RNA-directed RNA polymerase complex.
AUGGCUACCGGAUAUGAUCCCGACAAAUAUGUGUAUCACUCUAAACAACAGUUACCUGAUGCCUCUGCCAAAAACGCUAGUUCAGAUGGAAAGCAUGGAGUGUGGAAAAGGAAGCCACGGACAGCGCCUUCAAUUAUAUUCCCUGAAGGUGACGAUAUCUCCGACAGCCUCAAGGUCUAUGAAGAUGCAAUCUUCCCACACUCCAGGUCCACCGAGCUGUGCGGAGCUGGUGACACAAGAGGGGAUCCCCACCGCGGUCACAGCUUUCGGAAUAAGGAGGACAUCCCUUGGAGCCAGAGAUCUUACGGACAAGGAUCUGAGUCGUCAAACUGGAGGAUCCAAGGAGGCAGACAAGGGGAAUCCAGGACGUUUCGAAGCAGUUCCGAGUCUAAAAGCUUUGGUGGUUACCGAGGAAGUACCUCGUUUACCCCUCGGUAUUCAGAUGGAGAGGGAUCGAACGCAGUCAGUUGGAGAAACAACAAACCACUAGAAGAGAAAGGGAAUAGAGCUGAUGGUCUGGAAUCUGGAGGCAUCUCCAGGGAUUUCUUCAGGAGACCUAGUAGAACAGUCGGCAAGGCGACUUUGGAGGAGGACUUUGACAUUUCUCGAACAGUGGAAGCCUCAAGCGUUUCCCCAGUUGGCCCAGAUGCAGCCAGCUGGAGAAACACACAGCGACCAAAGCAUAAUCGUCAAGCAGAAAAUCGGGAAGACGGUGAAGAUUGCGAAAGCAGAACUAACAUCACGGGAAAGUUUUUCAGACCGCCAGGUAAACCUGUAGCGAAGACCAGACCAAAAGACACCGUUGAUUUAAAGGUAGAAGACGGAGAUCCAAUCGACAGUGAUUCCAACUCGGUUGACUACUCUGAUGAUGAAGCCACAAGUCAGCAACUACGAUCGUCUAUUCCUUAUCCGCUGAGGACUGUAAUGAAAAACAAGAGCGUCGCGUUUUCUUUCUCAAACAGUGAACUGGAAAGCCUCCUUGAUGAGAAAUCCGAAGUUGCACUUUUGAAACUUGUGAGCCAAAAGGAGAAAUGCCAGACCCUGUUUUCUGCCGAUGAACUCGAUGAAAACACAGUACUACUAACGGUGCGAGUUUUGUCGUGUAUGAGUCAUGUGGAUCAAGUUUCAGAAACACUGUACACUCGAGAAGUAAAUAUAAUUUUAAGUAUGCUAGAAUCUUCCUCAUUUUUCAGUAAGCACCUGACUAGGUAUCUGGUUGGUUUAUCCUCAAGACAGGCAGAUGAUUGCGAUGAUGCAGACACUGAUGGUGCGCGAAGCCUUGCUGCCGAUAUUGAUCUCAUGUUGGAUAUUCUUCAACUAUUCCUCCAUCGCAAACCCUUGGCUUGCUCAGAAGUGAGCGUGGUUCUCGUUCUCUUACAGAAGGUAGUGACCACAGCAGCGGUGAACAACGUUGACUUUGACCCACAGGGUUAUCGUAUGGCGAAGUUUGAGGCUUAUAGACACGUUCUCUUCGGACUGCAGCAAAUGAACGAGAAGAACUUCCCCUUCAGGAAAUACAUCAUUGAUGUAGCCACACAGGUUCAGCCACCUCAGUAUCUACAAGUUGAUGAGGACGUUACAUACGAUCUAAGACCACUUGUUCUCCGUUCUGAUGAGAAGUCUGAUGCUCACAACCCUGACGUAAAACAAAUCAUAGAGGCAGCCUAUGUACCAAUCUUGGACUGUGAGAAUUGGCCGAGUGCAGAGGUCCUACACCUUGACGACUCCCAGAAACAUGCCUUGCAAACAGCUCUCACCAGGGAGUUUGCCAUCAUACAAGGACCUCCGGGUACAGGAAAGACAUACAUAGGUUUAAAGAUAGUUGAACUGCUUCUAUAUAACACCCCCUGGAGUAACAACCAAACUGAGGAAGUAAACAGUUCACCAAUCCUUGUGGUAUGCUGCACGAAUCACGCCCUUGAUCAGUUCCUUGAGGGUAUCAUUAACUUUGGAGAACAAAAAGUAGUUCGUGUUGGAAAUCGUAGCUGUAGUGAAAAACUUAAGGAUAAGAACCUGUCCCGCUUGCGAAGACAGAGUUCAUACGGUAGGUAUCAGGAAGAGAAGGCGAGACUCGAACAAAUGAGGAAAGAACUAGCACAGCUUGAUGAGGCAAUUCAACGCAUUUUCCUUAAAGUCGGUCUUCCAGACAAGGCUAUCAUUGACGUAGUGGCGCUUAGAGAUUUUAUGAGCCCAAGCAACUAUAGGGACCUCUCUUCAAACUGUCGCCAGAAGAACGAGAAAUCAAUCAAAAAACGAUCAUCAAAUCUUUUGCAUUGGCUCAAGGUUGGUGCAUGUUCUAGUAAGAAGGAGGGGGAAGUUGCUGAUCCGGAGCAGAACCCGUCGGAAACUCCCAAUGAUACUGGAGGAUUUGUGGAAGUUGAUGAUGAGGGAGCGGAGAUUCAGCGAGAGCGUCAAUUUGACGACUCUGAGGAUAUUGUCGAGGAUCGUAAUCAACGCACUCAAGCUCUUGAGUGCGAGAUUUUUAAUGAAGACGCUGCACAUGACUCAGAGUAUACUCUAGACUCCAAGUCAGCAACAGAGAUGAAGAAGUCUGGGGCAAUGACGGCUCAAGAGGCAGCCACAACUCAACACAUCUGGAAACUUAAUUUGAGUGAUCGCUGGCGUCUCUACAGGCUCUGGAUCAAACUAUACAAGGAGAAACAUGGGGUGGAACUGAGUGAGUUUCGGCAACGAUACGAUGUACUCUCCAAGGAUAUUGAAACUUUGAAAGCUCAAGAGGACCUCGAGAUCCUCCGCGAAGCCAACGUGAUUGGUAUGACGACAACGGGCGCUGCAAGAUGUCGCAACGUACUUCAGCUUCUUGGGCCUCUUGUUGUGGUAAUAGAAGAGGCUGCCGAGGUAUUGGAGGCGCACAUCAUCACAACCCUGACUGCAAAGUGUCAGCAUCUCAUUCUCAUCGGUGACCAUCAACAGCUGAAGCCCAACCCAACCGUCUACCGCCUUGCGAAGUUGUUCAACUUAGACACCUCCUUGUUCGAGAGAAUGAUCAACAAUGACAUGCCUUUCACUUCACUGACACAUCAACAUCGCAUGCGCCCCGAAAUCUCAGAGCUCAUGAAGAAGCAUUUCUAUAAGCGGCUGCAAGAUCAUGGAUCUGUACUGAAUAUGGAGAACAUUAAAGGAAUGCUACACAGCAUGUUUUUCAUAAACCAUCGACGGUUGGAAGAUGGCCUUGAUGACAAUAGAACCAGAUCUAAUCAGCACGAAGCAGAAGUCCUGGUUGGUCUAUGCAAGUACCUGUUAGAUCAAGGUUACCUGCGCUCCCAGAUCACCAUACUGACGACUUACAAAGGUCAGAUGUUCUGUAUCAAGCGACUCAUGGAUAGAGCAAACUUUGACGGGGUUCGGGUGACUGUCGUAGACAAUUUUCAGGGUGAAGAGAACGACAUUAUACUGUUAUCGCUGGUGCGGAGCAACGCAGAAGGCUCUAUUGGGUUUCUCCGCAUCUCUAACCGCAUCUGCGUAGCGCUAUCCAGGGCUCGAAUAGGUUUUUAUUGUAUAGGAAAUUUCACGAUCUUGAAAAGGGCACCAAUUUGGCAAGACAUCAUUUCUGCCCUAGAGGCCCAGAAUAAAAUUGAGUGGUCAUUGCCGCUGGUGUGUCAAAAUCAUCCCAAGAAAAUAUCACAGGUUGCCACUGCCGAAGACUUUAAGGAGAAGGUACCUUUAGGUGGAUGUGACAUGUCCUGUGAUUAUAACUUACAAUGUGGCCAUGUUUGUCAUUUGUCUUGCCACCCUGGUGAUCCCAACCAUGUGAAAUAUAAGUGUCUUAAACUUUGCGACAGGUAUUGUAGAAGAGGAGAGCAUCGGUGUAUGCUGAAAUGCCAUCAAGAGUGUAAUCCCUGUCAGGAAAAGGUUCAGAAAGUGAUGCCCCGGUGCAGACAUAAAAUUCAAGUUCCGUGUUGUCAGUAUGACACAAUAUCUUGCCCUGAACCAUGCCCAAAAUUCUUUUCCAACUGUGGCCAUUCUUGCCGAAGAAACUGCGGUCAACCCUGUCUGAAGACAUGCCCAGAAAAUUGUGAGAGGUUACUGCCAUGUGGUCACCCAUGCUCAGAGCUCUGUAGCAGACCGUGCAAUAGGUACUGCAAAGCUCAGGUAGAGAGAACUUUGGAGAAGUGCGGUCACAAAGUUUUGAUGGACUGCAACCAGACCGAAAUAUCCUGUCCCAAACCAUGUCUCAGGCGCUUUGAAGGCUGUAAGCACCUGUGCCGAAAAAAAUGUGGUGUGCUGUGUUCCGAUGUUUGUCCUGAAAAGUGUGAGAGGAAACUUGCCUGUGGCCAUCCAUGCAAAGAGCUUUGCAGCGAAACCUGCACACAAUAUUGUGAAAUAAAGGUCAAGAAAAUAUUGCCAAAGUGUCAACACGAAGCCAUCAUGGACUGCGACAAAGACCUGGACGAUAUCGAGUGCAAUACACAUGUGAAGAAAGCACACCCAGUAUGCGGUCAUGAUGUCGUCAUGGCCUGCCGUGAAGAUCCUGGGCAGGUAGAGUGCAAGACGCCCGUGACUAAAAGACGGAAGUGUGGUCAUCUGAAAGUUGUGCCCUGCUUCAUUGAUCCCGAUUCUGAAGAAUGCAUUGAGAGGUGUGACAAAAUACUUCGUUGUGGCCAUCAAUGCCCAAAUAACUGUGGGAAGCCGUGCACUGUGUCUGGAGUUGAAAGUAGUCUGAUCACCUCAGAUCCUGAGAUUCUUGGAAUAAAGCUUUGUGAGAUAGAUGUUGAGAAAAUUUAUCCUUCGUGCGGCCACGUCGUCAAGUUACCUUGUCACAAAGAUGUGUCCCAGGUCCCCUGCGCUGGUAUAUGUAGGAAGUUGUUGGCAUGUGGCCAUCGGUGUCUCAGGAAAUGCUCUCAGCCUUGUCCUAUUGAGAACUUGAGUAGCACUCUCAUGACAUUUUAUGCCAUGCACGGGAGGGAUUUUUCUUCAUUUUGCAGAGAAGACUGUGGGAAAUUGUUGCCAUGCGGUCAUGUGUGUCCCAAUAAAUGUGGUGAACCUUGCGCAAGCGUUGCAGUGGCAAAUAUAUACUCAGUAAGGUUCUCGACAAAGUGUGACGAAAUUGUCGAGAAGAAGCUCCCUGGGUGCGGCCAUACUGCUAAGGUUGAAUGCUACAAGGAUGUUUCGUUACUGUCCUGUUCUGAAAUCUGUGGCAAGAAGUUAUCGUGUGGCCACAUGUGCUUGACUACAUGCGGAAUGGCGUGUCGAUGUUCUCGUGGUGUUCUGAAGAAGUUGCCCAACUGCAAGCAUUCCACUGAGCUUCCCUGCCACCAAGAUCCAAACUCCUAUGAAUGCAAAGAGCAUUGUCAGAGGAAACUUACUUGCGGACAUCAAUGCCCCAAUAACUGCGGUGAGCUCUGCCCUGGAGAGGAGGGCAGUUCGACAGACGAAGAUGAAUCGAGAGGUUCGCUUGGCUCUUCAGGGACUCGAAUCCCAGCAAGAAGAUGUACUGAAAUUGUGAGAAAAGAGUUCAUGGAUUGUGACCACAGUGUCGACCUUCCCUGCUACAAAAGUAUCAGUACAGUAAGAUGCAAAGAAAGGUGUGAAGAGAUUCUUCCAUGUGGCCACCAAUGCCCCAACACUUGCAGUGAUUGCCGUAAAGAUGAUGCUUCUUCAAAUGAGGAUGCUUCUUCAAAUGAGGAUGCUUCUUCAAAUGAGGAUGCUUCUUCAAAUGAGGAUGCUUCUUCAAAUGAGGAUGCUUCUUCAAAUGAGGAUGCUUCUUCAAAUGAAGAUGCUUCUUCAAAUGAGGGAGCUUCUUCAAAUGAGUGUGCUUCUUCAAAUGAGGAUGCUUCUUCAAGUGAAGAUGAAGUUGCAAGGAAUCAGCCACUCUUUACGAAAUGCGAAGUAAUUGUCCAGAAAAUCUUGCCGUGUGGGCAUUUUAAAGAAGUGGCUUGCUGGUUACAGAACUCCGCCGAAUCUUGUUUGGAGCCAUGCGCCACCAUCUUACCGUGUGGUCACACAUGUCGCGGUACCUGUCUUGACUGCAAACAAGGUAAACAACACGUAACAUGCGUCGAAACAUGUGAGCGGCAGCUUCUUUGUGGUCACACCUGCACGGACGAUUGUGGAAGAAUUUGUCCAUCAGACUGCGAACGCUGCAUGGACAAAGAAAAACCCAAAGAUGAGUUCUUUCUCUCGAUUAAGCACGAUUUGUGGGAUCUAACGACCUUCCCGUGUCCACAUCGCAUCAGGAACCGUCAGCUGGAGUCUGAGGCAUGCAUUCUUCAAUGCACCUGUAAGCGCACUUGUGGGCAUGCCUGCAUUGGUGUAUGUGGUGAGCCUUGUCCGCCAUACUGCGUCGUCUGUGAUAAGCACUCGUAUAAAGUUAGAGAUAAACUUCCAAAUGAGAACGUAUGCCGAAAGGAAACUUUCAUAUACCUAUCAGAUUGCGGUCACCUCUGCGAGACCCGACUCUUGGAUAAAACGGUAGAAAGUUUCCUUAAACCCUUAAAGAAUGGAUGUUUCGGCAUUCGUUCCUUACUCUGCCCCAAAUGCAAGGAACCCGUACUAAAUUGUCCCCGUUACGACGACAUCCUUUGCAUUAUCAAGAAAUCUGUGGAAGUAGCCAAAUUGAAGUGCGACCAAGCGAGGAAAGAUAGCCCCACCGGAAGAUUAUCCAGAGUAUAUCGAUGUUUGGGCAAUAAGAGCGCUACACCAACCUUGUCCUUUGCUGUCGGCAGAUGGCUGAGAUGCCCUCGUGGUCACGUGUUCUACCUUGAGAAUGGUCAACAGGAAAACCCGAAGGGACCAGUUUGUCCUGAAUGCUCCAAGAGUAAAUCCGUCAGGCCUAUAUUAUAUUAGUUAUGAUAACAGCGACAGUUUUAGUGUUGAUGCUAUGACCUAGGCCGUGUCCGAAAGGGGCUUCCAGAGCUACGGCUAUAUAGGUCUAUUGUCUGCGCGUCUCCACGCAUUUCCAAUGGAGCGAAGACCUAGACCUAGCUAUAGACAAGAGAUUCGGAUGCAGCCUUUGUUCAAAAUCCCAGCUCUUCCCACAUACAACUAUCCUCAAUCCUGAUAUGAGUUGGUUUGUUCUUGAUUUAAAUUCUUUUAGGCUAACCCUAACCCCUAGGGUGUAUGUAAAAUCGUAUUGAAAUUGGAGGAUUUGGGACUGUUAGGGUUAAUCUGCUAUUAAAGCAUUUUUAUAAAAUUUUAGUAGAAGACUUAGGUAAGGUUUGUAUAUAUACAUUGAAAAGAGUAUAAACACUUGAAUCGUAAUUGUUCUUUCUAGUUUGACAAAAAAAUAGGUGGAAAGGUUUGCGGUUGCACCAUGCGAAGGAAUAUAUCUCUUAUGAGUAUGUGGUUCUGAAAAGACCUGGGAGUAUAUACUCAACGUCUUGGACUGCGUGCUCAGUCCGCUGUCUUUGACCAUGAAAAGUCUGAAAUUCCAUUUGACAAAAAAUGCUUUGAAUAAGAAAGCGAACUACCAGUUUUGACAUCUGAAAUAGUAACGCUUGUACACAAUUUCAUAAAGGCAAAGAUGUGGUUUUUGUACGUGAGUAACAUUAUGUUAGAGCGAUACAAGAUUCCCCAAUCCCCAAGCACACAAUCAUUGUUAACCAGUUGACUCAUAGCAGAUUACCGGAUCGUAGAAUAAUGCAGUUUACUGUCACAAUCGCUAUCUAUCCGGUUCGUUGGACGAUCGCUGAGUUUGCCUGUUGUGGCAUUGGAGAACACACUGAUGAGGCUUGCUGAAUCGGUGUGUUACUUGUGGUAAAACUGUACUUCGUAUUGUUUUAAUGGAACGGUGCAGUGUGUUGCUGUUACCAUCACUCUCAUUUAUCAUUUUACCACAGGUUAAACGAUUUCAGUAAAAGAUUUGUUUAGGUACAUGGCUAAAAAUACUGAGCAAAUGUGAACAGUAAGUGGCUAAUGCUCAUUUUGAUUGGAAUGUACGUACAGGUUUACUGUUGCUAUAACUACUAUUUUCAUGAGAAGAGUUUCUUUUCCAAAAUUCGAUAAGUGCUAUUUUGGUACCUUUCAGAAUCCUUCCCUCUCUCAGUUGCCUGCUGUCAGUGUUAACAGCUUUUAGACAGAUAAACAAACUUCAUUGAAUCAAAAAAGUGAUUCACUGAAGUUGAAGCUGAAGUUCUUCAGUAUGUCAUAAUUGUGGAAAUAUUAAAAGUUUUUCGAAUGGAUAUAUCUUCUUUCGGAAAAGAAACCCUUCAUGCUA